CUUAGGGGGCGGUUGUGGGGCUGGAGGGGGGUGUGCGGGGCCCCCCCGCGUUGCCUGGCACCGGUUGCUACCAACAAACCAGCAGCAGAGCAGCAGUGGCUGAGAUGGCGCUGGAGGAUCAGCUGCAGCGGGUGAGGGGCCUGGCACCCAUGGGGGGGGUGUCUAUGGGUGAGGGGGUCCCAUGGGGGGUAUCUGGGUCCAUGGGUGGGGGUCCCAUGGGGGGUCCAUGUGGGUCCUAUGGGGGAUGUCUGGGCCUAUGGGGGAGUCCAUGGGGGGGUCCAUGGGGGGUGUCUGGGUCCAUGGGGGUCUAUGGGGUCCAUGGGUGUCUAUGGGUGUCAAUGGGGGUUCCAUGGGUGUGUAUGGGUGUCCAUGGGGGUCUAUGGGGCAGGUGGGGGCCGUGGUCGGGAGGUGGUUGUGUCCAUGGAGUAUCCCAUGGGGGGAUCAAUGGGGGGUCCAUGGGGGGGGUCUAUGUGUGCCUCUAUGUGUGCCUAUGGGGCACUAUGUGUGCCUAUGGGGCGCUGUGUGUGGCUAUGGGUCGCUGUGUGUCUAUGGGGCGCUGUGUGUCUAUGGGGCGCUGUGGGGCAGGCGGGGGCGGCGCUCGGGGGGUGGCUCCGGGUCACCGCGGGGCUGCGCCGGGACCUGGAGCGGCUCCGGGGGGAGCGGCGGCGGCUGCGGCGGCUCCUGCGGGCGCGGGAGAGGGAGCUGGAGGACACCCAACGGGAGAUCGAGGAGGUGCUGGAGCAGGAGGCGGCUGCAGAGAGCAACAGGGCGCACUCGGCCUCGCUGCGGAGCCGGCUCCGGUCCCGGCUGCGGCAGCUCCGGGCUCAGGCCGAGGCGGAGGCUCAGGAGCGGGGGAGGCGGCGGCAGCAGCGCCGGGACAUGAAGCGCUUCCUGCGGGCCAAGGGGCGGGUCCGCGCCCCCCCCGCACGUGCCUGGGCCCCCCCUGAAGCCCCCCCCGAGGCGCUGGGGGAGGGGCUGGAGCCCCCCAAGGAGGAGCAGGAGGAGGAAGAGGAGGGGGGGGCCCAGACCUUCUCCCUGUUCCUGCUGGUGACGGAGCAGCAGCAGCAGCUCCAGCGGCUGCAGCAGCGCCUCCAGCAGCUCCGGGCUGCGGUGGCCGCAGCGGAGGCGGCCCCGGGGGGGGUCCCCGGGGGGGUCCCGGGCGGGGGUUCCCCGGAGCCCCCCGCGCUGGAGGCGCUGGAGCAGGAGAGCCACGACUUGCGGGGCCGGGCCCGGAGCGGGCGGGAGCGGCUGCGGGACCUGCGCCGCGGCAUUGGGGAGCUGCUGGCCCUGGUGACCCCGGGGCAGGACCCUGACCUUGACCUUGACCCUGACCUUGACCCCGACCCGCUGCAGGCCCAGCUCCGGCGCCUGGAGGAGGGGGUCACCCGCCUGCUGCUGCGGAGGGGGGGGCCCAUAGUCCCAGCAGCCGCCCCCCCCCCGGGGGCUCCGCGCCCCCCCCCCGCGCCCCCCCAGCCCCAGGUGCUGAGCCGCGAGGGGCCCCCCCCCCACCGCCCCGACCCUCUGGAUGGAUCUUGGGGAGCCCCUGGACCCCUCCGAGGCCUGACCCCCCCCCUCCAUGACCCGAACCGGGGAGGACCCGAACCCGCCCGAAGGGACCUGAACUCCGAAGUGAUCCGAACUCCGGAGGGACCCGAAAGUGUCCGGAGGGACCCGACCCCGCCCGGAGGGACCCGACCCCGCCCGGAGGGACCCGAACUCCGGAGAGACCCGAACCCGCCCGGAGGGACCCGAACCCUGAAUAGACCCGAACCGGGAGGGACACGAACUCCGGAGAGACCCGAAAGUGUCCGGAGGGACCCGAACUCCGAAGGGACCCGAACCCGCCCGAAGUGA
Molecule: messenger RNA, 1854 nt
Organism: Strigops habroptila (Kakapo)
Lineage: Eukaryota; Metazoa; Chordata; Aves; Psittaciformes; Psittacidae
Product: actin cytoskeleton-regulatory complex protein PAN1-like
Exons: 11
Coding region: 238-1854 (538 amino acids)
Source: RefSeq, a predicted model, not a curated record